Melanotaenia boesemani (Boeseman's rainbowfish) is the source of this 1305-nucleotide messenger RNA. RefSeq names its product complement C1q-like protein 3. Bases 24 to 656 code for a protein of 210 amino acids. Lineage: Eukaryota; Metazoa; Chordata; Actinopteri; Atheriniformes; Melanotaeniidae. The record is from RefSeq and is a predicted model, not a curated record. Gene Ontology annotation, molecular function: protein binding. The transcript has 3 exons.
AGACAGAGCAACACUGAGUGAAGAUGAAUUCCAUCAUUUUAUUGUCUGUGUUGUUUUUCUGUGGCUUAACUUUGGCCCAGAACAAUGCUGCUGAGACAGAAGUUGUCAGUGAAACACAGUCAUGUUUUCCUGACAUGUGUAAGCUCCUACAAGAGUUGGGUGCCAUUAAAGAAAAUCUGAAAGCUGUGGAAACCAGACUGAAGGAGAGCGAAAACCAGAUUCUUGAACUGAAGAGCAAAGGUAGAAGAGCAACCAAGAUAGCAUUUAGUGCUGGAACAGGUGGGAACGUAGCCAUUGGACCCUUCAACACAGAUACAACAGUGAUCUUCAAAAACGUGAUAACAAAUGUAGGCAACGCUUACAAUCAGGACACAGGUAUCUUUGCUGCACCUGUCCCUGGCAUCUACUACUUCACCUUCUUUUAUCAUGCUGGAGGAUCAAAUCGUGUGUCUCUGAUCCUCAUGAAGAACAACCAGCGUGUUGUAGCAGCCUAUGACCACCAGACUAACCAUGAUGGGGCUGAUAAUGGAGGCAACGCAGUGUUCCUGCAGCUUCAGCAAGGGGACCAAGUGUAUGUGCGCUUAGGUGCAAACACACAUGUAUGGGGGCACAAUGAAGUCACCACCUUCAGUGGUGUUCUUAUGAAUACACUCUAAGAAAGACUGAAUAACUAAUGUUGGCUCCUAAAAUGAUAUUACUUACUUCUUUAAAAGAUCUACUUUAAUAGAAAGACUGAUUGACCUUUGACAUACUUCAAAAUAUUUUCUCUAACUUAAUAUAUAUAAAAAAAGGUUUCAGUGUUGGUGUUGUUUGUUCAGUGAUAUUCAUACUGAAAUGUUUUUAACACAAGACUGACAUAAUAAAAUCCAGGCGACACACUUUGUGAAAGAGAAACAAAUGUCAUCAAAAGACCUCACCUUUGGUUAAGGAUAUACUGUAUGAUUGGAUCGUAGCUGAUUACUUUUCAUCUUACUUGUGUCUCUGUUCCAUCUUGUUUCAUUACUUUUGUCUUUAAUGAAGUUUUUUAAUUAAUAAAGAUGAAUUCUAUACUAAUACAAUGUUUAAAUAGGUUUUGUUAAAGUCAGCUAAAAGUUAUGCUAAUAAAUUAUUACUGCAUAUCUUCUCAUUGUUCUUCGAUUUAAGCCAUUAAAUGUACUGAUAAGAACGUAGAUACAGAUAAAAGAAUAUAAGAUUAAGUGUGUUAUGGGUGUUAUGAUAAGUGGUGACUACUGUCAUGUUUACAGUCAGACAUUUAAGGUCCUAAGCUUUGAGGGAGGAUGAAGGAGAAAUAAAACGUUGAGCAUG